This is a messenger RNA of Helobdella robusta, 456 nucleotides long. RefSeq lists its product as hypothetical. The transcript has a single exon. The record is from RefSeq and is a predicted model, not a curated record. NCBI's taxonomy places the organism in Eukaryota, Metazoa, Annelida, Clitellata, Rhynchobdellida, Glossiphoniidae. Bases 1 to 456 code for a protein of 151 amino acids.
AUGGAAAAGGUGAGUUUGAAAACUAAACGUGACUCCGAAGACAAUCAGCAGAAGAAAAGAUCCAGCCAAAAAAAUGAGCAAGUAGAUGACUCAGAAAAAGAUCCCAUUGUUAUACUGAGGCGUUUAAGACAGAAGAUAGACGCAAUCCGCGUUCUCGAUCCUUACUAUCAAACUAAACUAACUCAAAAUGAACUCGAUCGUUUCAUGCAAAGUCGUGAUGCCUUGCAGAAGGAGAUCACGGAGAGGGAGAAAUACAGAAACACCGGAGACAAGUCGCAGCACGACAAAUUGAUGACUCGUGAAAAACAGAGAAGAAAAAAAGAAUGUUCGAGGAAGUUUGCUAAAAACAAUGGCGAUGAUGAUGAUUACGAACAUCCAUCCGGUAUGUCGUUUGCUCAGUUUAGGACGCUGCUAACCAACUGCUCCACAAAUCCCAUGGAAGCCAUAACACAAUGA